Molecule: messenger RNA, 1044 nt
Organism: Seminavis robusta
Lineage: Eukaryota; Bacillariophyta; Bacillariophyceae; Naviculales; Naviculaceae
Source: the annotation of a GenBank genome assembly
AUGAAACUGUUUGCGGUCGUCUUCUUGUCACUGUGGCUGGCUGUUAAAGGAUUUCAGCCGCUCUCCACUACUAGGUUGGUGCAUAAUCCUAAUAAUCGAGCAUCCUCGUUUCGACAAUACCAUGAUCCAUCCUACCCAAAAAUUGACAGUUCCCCACCCGUUGCUCGCAUCGACAUGACAACCUCGGAUGAUAAUGAUACUGUUGUGGAUCCAGUCGAAGCCAGCAAGAUUUUGACCAUGUUGGGAUACCGCGUGGGAGCACUCAUUUUCAUGGGGUGUGCCUUCAUGAUGGUUGGCUCCCACAAAAUGGCAUUGCCACUGGCCUGUUACAUGGCCGCUGGCCCCAUAUUGGCAGCUGGCGUAUCCUAUUGCCUGGAAGGAGCCGCGGUCAAUGGCCGACUCCAUACCGAAACCUCCAAACGAUUAAACUUGAGCUUGGGGCUUUAUGGAUCACUGUGGUUAUGGUGUGCCUGGUGGAUUCACAAAAGUCAACUCAAGGCGGUCAUGAUGACGAGUAGUCCAUGGGUACUGGUGGCCGCCGCCAUUACAGUGGUCAAUAGCCUGAAAGCAUGGGCAUUUGGUGCUUCCAAGGAGAGACAUCCCAUACAGGACUUGUUCUCCACUGUGAAUUCAUCCGCUGGGCUACUCGUUUCCAAUAAGGGAUUGGCGGGAUGUGUCUACCUCGUGGCCACGUGGAUGGUGGGUGCCUUUGGAAUUGUCGAAGCCACGAGUGCCUACAACUUGCUGCGCUCUGGUGGUACCAUCACGGCUGCAGCUCUCUCCACAAACAUGUUCCGGUUUUCUCUGUAUUCUACGUUAUUUGGAGUUCUUCUUUGUCUCAAGGAUGGUGGAGACCGAAAAGUGCUGGCUGCGUCGACUUUCAUUGAAUUAAAUGUACUGACAUCUUAUGUACUCGGUGUAAUGGGGGUCUACUUUUACAGCGUUGGAUCCAUUCCAUUGGGCAUUUCAUCUAUUUUCUUCUCUUUCUUUUCCGCAACACUGGGCCUUCUCAACUUCGGGCCCUCAGGGAUCGCGGCGCAAUAA